AUGCAUAUUUUUCCUAGAAAAUCCGAAUCGAGUGACGUCUCGCCGCUUAAACGUAUCGAACUCAUUCGAUUUUUGUCAGAAAAUGUCCAUUCUUUUUGGGUUGCUUCUAUAACUCAGGGGUGCAUAUUUUCACAGGAGGUCUGCGUUCAGACAGUUUUACGGAUCACAGUAUUUCUCAUCUCAGCCAACUCCGACCUCCCUCCUCCCUCGUCGCCGGACUUCCGUUUUCUCACCACCGUCGGACUGUUCUUCCUCUCAACUCUGCAGCUCCCUCCGUCUACAAUCUCUCUCCGGCCACAGCUCCCUUCGUCUGCAAUCUCUCUCGGUCCGCAGCUCCCUCCGUCAGUAACCUCUCUCUGUCUGCAACUUCCAUGCGUCCGCAACCUCCUUCCUUCGUGUCUUGCUUCCUCUCAGCCGGUACACUCAGCUCCGGUCAGCCUCGACUCUUCCUCUUCAUAUACUUCAAGCGUCUUCAGGAGCCAUUUUGGUGAGUUGUGCAUAUAUUAA
Molecule: messenger RNA, 507 nt
Organism: Vicia faba (fava bean)
Lineage: Eukaryota; Viridiplantae; Streptophyta; Magnoliopsida; Fabales; Fabaceae
Source: the annotation of a GenBank genome assembly